Diabrotica virgifera virgifera (western corn rootworm) is the source of this 3969-nucleotide messenger RNA. Its product is annotated as zinc finger protein 271-like. The record is from RefSeq and is a predicted model, not a curated record. NCBI's taxonomy places the organism in Eukaryota, Metazoa, Arthropoda, Insecta, Coleoptera, Chrysomelidae. The transcript is spliced from 2 exons. Gene Ontology annotation, molecular function: RNA polymerase II cis-regulatory region sequence-specific DNA binding; DNA-binding transcription activator activity, RNA polymerase II-specific. Gene Ontology annotation, cellular component: nucleus. Bases 147 to 1712 code for a protein of 521 amino acids. Gene Ontology annotation, biological process: regulation of transcription by RNA polymerase II.
CUUGUUUUUGUUUGUUUUCAGUAGCUUGAUUGCUUGAUGGAUGAUGGUGGUGGUAAUGCUUGGUUUUUUUAUUUAAUUAUACAUAUUUUGUGUAGUAUUAAUUUAACACAUUGGAACCAUUAUUUAAAAAUACGUUUAAAUUCGAAAUGGAGUCAAGUGAAGAUUUUAUGAAAAGGAAACAAAAUGUUUUAAUAUCUGACCACCAUGGUGAUUCUCUAGAGAAACCUGACAAUGUACAAAUUAAAUCAGAACCGGAAGAAUGCAUGUUUGAGAGUAAUUACGCAGAGGAUUCUUUACCAGACUCGUAUUGUUCGGACGUUAUUAAAAUAGAAGAACAACAUUUACAAUGUGAAACAGAUAGCCCAUUCCCCAUCAUUAGCAAGCAAGAAAUUAAGACAGAAAUCAAAAAAGAACUGGAUGACGAUAAUUUAGGAGUAAAUCAUGGCUGUGAAUCUCGAUUUAAAAGUACAAACACGAAAGAAUUGGACUCAGAAAAAGAUGUAAAAUUACAGAUAGGAGCUUCAACUGAGAUACAUCAUGAACAACAUUGUAGAAGUACGAAAAGAUCAAAAUUAUUGUCCAACAUUGGCAAACAAAGUUUACAUCAGAAGGAGGUUAAAACGAAAUCAGAAAGAACGUUGGUAACUCACACUGGAGGAAGGCGUUAUAAAUGCGAAAUUUGUUCUAAGCAGUUUAAGCGAGGUGGGCCUUUGAAAAAGCAUUUAAGGAAACACACUGGAGAAAAGCGUUACAAGUGUGAAAUUUGUUCUAAGCAGUUUAGUGAAGCAUGUAAUUUGAAAACACAUUUGAGAGUACACACUGGGGAAAAGCCUUAUAAAUGUGAAAUUUGUUCUAAGCAAUUUAGGCGAGAUGAUCAUUUGAAAAAGCAUUUAAGAAUACACACUGGAGAAAAGCGUUACACUGGAGAAAAUAAUUACAUGUGCGAAAUUUGCUGUAGGCAGUUUUCUCAGCAAAGUAAUUUGAAAAUGCAUUCAAUGACACACACUGGGGAAAAGCCUUACACGUGCGAAAUUUGUUCUAAGCAAUUUAGUCAAAAUACACAUUUGAAAAGUCAUCUAAGGAUACAUACUGGAGAAAAGCCUUACAAGUGUGAAAUUUGUUUGACGCAAUUUACUGAAGCAGGUCAUUUGAAAAUACAUUUGAGAGUGCACACUGGGGAAAAGCCUUAUAAAUGUGAAAUUUGUUCUAAGCAAUUUAGGCGAGAUGAGCAUUUGAAAAAGCAUUUAAGGAUACACACUGGAGAAAAGCGUUACACUGGAGAAAAGCGUUACAUGUGUGAAAUUUGUUCUAAGCAGUUUAGUGAAGCAUGUAAUUUGAAAAUACAUUUGAGAGUACACACUGGGGAAAAGCCUUAUAAAUGUGAAAUUUGUUCUAAGCAUUUUAGUCGAGAUGAGCAUUUGAAAAUGCAUUCAAUGACACACACUGGAGAGAAGCCUUACACGUGCGAAAUUUGUUCUAAGCAAUUUAGUAGAGUUGAGCAUUUGAAAAAGCAUUUAAUGACACACACUGGAGCAAAGCCUUACAAGUGUGAAUUUUGUUAUAAGCAAUUUAGUCGAAAGGAAAAUUUGAAAACGCAUUUGAGAAUACACACUGGGGAAAAGCCUUAUACAUGUGAAAUUUGUUCUAAUCAAUUUAAUCGAAAUAAGCUUUUGAAAAAGCAUUUACAAACACACACUGGAGAAAAGCCUUAAACUCGAUUCGCAUUUUACGGAGCGUUAACGUCCUGAAACGAACCGGUAACGUUACGUUAAAACUAUCGCUCAUUCGUAUUGUACGUGCAGUAACAUUCACCAUUUAGAAUAGUUAAUUACAAAAAUGCCACAAAGAAAUAGCUUCAGAACAACAUUCACCAAGGUUUGUUACGUCGUCCAAUUAAAACAAAAAUUUAAGCGAUGAGCAAAGUAAGCAAAAGAAAAUUAGCAAUACAGUAAAACCUCGAUAUAACGGACUAAUUGGGGGGACGGGAUGUCCGUUAAAGCCGAAAGUCCGUUGUAUAAAAAUAGGUUUAAAAUCGAUCAAAUUUUUUUUUAAAUUAUGUAGGUACCUAUCUACUGUAUUUAGAUACAGUCUACAAAUCUGUAAGUUAAAAAAGUAAUAAAGGAUUGUUCGCUACUUUUUUACUUUUCUAGUCAUCUAAAAACUUUCUGCAAUAUCAUUUGGUUGACAAAAUUAUUCACUGAUUCGUGGGUUGAAUAAGCAAUGUAUUUUUUAGCAAAACAUACAAUUAAAGUUGCCAUCUUCUGAAUUUAGCAUAUUUUCAGGGGGAUUAGCAGGAGCUUUGUCUAAAAUCAAUAAACAUUUCACCUCUUUAAGCGGUUUUACCAGUUUUUUCUCUUGAAAUUUUUUCACUGCAAGUACAAAUCCCUUAAAACCCAAUUUUUGAAAAUAUCUCUGGUGAACUAUGCCCAGAUGAUGCCUUAUUAUAGUUGUCAAUUCAUGCGAUCCAUCGGCGUUAGCAUAAAGCAGUGCCGAGAUCCUGUCCCUGUUGUUUUUCCUUCUAGAAUUCGAUUUUUCAUAUUUUUUGCAUUCAAACUUUUUUUACAUUUGAUCUGAUUUUUUGUCCGUUAUAUCCGAAUUCCGUUAAAUAGAGGUCCGUUCUAUUGAGGUUUUACUGUACAGUGGAUCCUCGAUUAUCCGUCUCUCCAUUAACCGUCACCUCUGUUAACCGUCAGGGUACAUACAGAAGUUGUAUUGACUACAUAAGCAAAAAUUUUAAUGUAAAAAAAUAAAAAAAAAAGUUAAUUUGAUUUGUGAUGAGGACACAAACGGCUAUCCAUUGCUGACAGAUAAAGAAAUCAUUAAAAUGGCAACAAAGGCGGACCAAACAGAUUCAUAAGCUAACACAGACUUGGAAUUUGACUGUAGCUAUGUUGAUGAACCUAUUGUAACUGACAAAGGUUUGCGUAAAUAAUCUAGAGAAGCUGCAUAGCAUAUGCAUUAAUUCAUUGAGUGGUAUUCUUAACAAGAAGAAGCUAAUAAAGUAGAUUGCAUGAUCUUAUGCUGAUUAAGAAAUUCAGCAGUCGCAAAAUGUGAAGCAACAGUACAACAAACAAAGAUUUCAGAAUAUUUUAAAUUUAUUCAAUUGUACGAGCACAAAUUUCUCUUAUAUUGUCAAACAAACCAUACAAAUGAAAUUUGAGAGUUGUACAAUGAAUUUUUAAUUUCUUUUUAAUGUUCUCUUAACCGUCUUUUCGAUUAUCCGGCAUACGCUUGGUCCGGUGCCCUGACGGAUAAUCGAGGUUCUACUGUAACUGAAUUAAUGUUGGACGAAGAGGAGCAGGCAAGCAACCACCUAAGAAAAACUUGAGGAUACAAAGAAUGUUUCUCAAUAGGGUAGGGGAGUACCAAACAUUGUUUAAAAAACUAGAUGAGGACGAAUUUUUUUUAUAAACACUUCAGAAUGUUUUGGAAUCAGUUUUAUGUACUAUUAUCUAAAAUAGAACAAUUACUUAGUGCAAACUUCAAAUUGAAGAGACGAUCUCACCAAAAAUUUAAUUGAUUGACGGCCGGUGUUGUACUUUCCGCAUUCACAUACUAAAAAUAUGCAAGAAUGGACAGGCAACGAAACAGAACGUCACGUCAAACUUUUGUUUCAGAGAAACGUUAAUGUUCUGAGAGCGGGACGUUCCGUGACGGUGACGACCCAAACAGCACGACGGGACGUACCCGGAACGAACCACCGGGACAUUUAUAUGUCUUGAAGAUGUACGUUUCAGAUCCUGGGAUAUCCUUGGAGCGUACCGAAGACGUCCGAUGUUACAAAACCAUCCGUACCCAGGAUAUCCGACCAAACUGUCCUUGAGACGUCCGACUAAAACCUCAUUGAGACGGCUGACCAAAAUCUCCUUGGAACGUCCGACCAAAACCUCCGUCCAAAAUCUCCUUUGAAUUACUUUAAUUACUAUUAAAGAAUGUUGAAAAGGUCUAAAAUGGAAAAAUGCAUAUAUA